GAAGAAGGAGACGAGGAGACGAGGAGAGGAAACAAGAUUCCUGCAGUGAUUCCUGAGGAGGAGGCGGCGGCUGAUCAGAGGGAGGAGAAGGUUCCUAGGCCACACCGGGGUCCAGGAGGCCCUACAGGAUGCCAGGAUGGCGUCGCUGCUGCCCCCUGUUGGAGUGGAACUGUUCCGACGCUUCACGCCGGCGUCUCUGGAGGAAAUCCAGCGCCGACACGACGCCGAGGAGGCGGAGCUUCAGAGGAGGACGGAGAAGAACAUCCAGAUCGCAGAGGAAGACCUUCCUAAACCCGCCAGUGACCUGGAGGCCGGGAAGUCCCUUCCCUUCAUCUUCGGAGACCCGCCCCCCGAACUCCUCAACACCCCGUUGGAGGAGCUGGAUCCAUUCUACCAAUCACAGAAGACGUUCAUCGUGCUCAGUAAGGGGAACGUCCUCUACAGGUUUAACGCUGAUCCGGCCGUUUACCUGCUGGAUCCAUUCAGCCGUCUGAGACAGGCCGCCAUCCGGAUCCUCAUCCAUUCGUUGUUCAGUUUGUUCAUCAUGGUGACGAUUCUGACCAACUGUGUUUUCAUGACGAUGAGUGACCCGCCCCCCUGGAGCAAGACUGUGGAAUACGUGUUCACCGGCAUCUACACGUUUGAAGCGUCCGUCAAAGUUCUGUCCCGAGGAUUCUGUCUAGGAAAGUUCACGUUCCUGAAGGAUCCGUGGAACUGGCUGGACUUCAUGGUGAUCAGCAUGGCAUAUCUGACAGAGUUCGUAGAUUUGGGAAACGUUUCUGCGCUGAGGACGUUCAGAGUUCUACGAGCCUUGAAGACGAUCACGGUCAUCCCGGGUCUGAAGACGAUCGUCGGCGCUCUCAUCCAGUCCGUGAAGAAGCUAGCCGACGUCAUGAUCCUGACCGUGUUCUGCCUCAGCGUCUUCGCUCUGAUUGGUCUGCAGCUUUUCAUGGGGAACCUCAAACAGAAAUGUGUCCGGUCCAUGUUCAACUCCACCGGUUGGCAUGACAACUCCACCGGUUGGCAUGGCAACGACACCGACGUCCACUUUGACUUCCAUCAGCACAUCAACAACCCGGAAAACUAUUACUACCUUCCUGGAACGAUCGAUCCGCUGCUGUGUGGGAACAGCUCUGACGCCGGGGUCUGUCCGUACGGCUACGUCUGCAUGAAGGCGGGGAGAAACCCCAACUACGGCUACACCAACUACGACACGUUUGGCUGGGCGUUCCUGGCUCUGUUCCGACUCAUGACUCAGGACUUCUGGGAAAACCUCUUCCAAAUGACGUUAAGAGCGGCCGGUAAAACCUACAUGAUCUUCUUCGUCUUCAUCAUCUUCCUGGGCUCCUUCUACCUGAUCAACCUGAUCCUGGCCGUGGUGGCCAUGGCCUACGCCGAGCAGAACGAGGCGUCCAUCGCCGAGGCCAAGCAGAAGGAGGAGGAGUACGCCGAGAUCAUGGAGCUGCUGAAGAAACGACGAGAGGAGCAGGAGAUCAGCAAGAUGGCUCUGAUUGAGAAAGGAAACGAGGAGAUCCACGACCCCACAGCUAUGGAAGACCUGGAGGAGGACCGGCGGCCAUGUUGUCCCUGCUGGUAUUCCUUCGCUAACGUCUUCCUGAAGUGGGACUGUUGCGGCUGCUGGAUUCGGCUGAAGAAAGUGCUCUUCAUCGUCGUCAUGGACCCGUUCGUCGACCUGGCCAUCACCAUCUGUAUCGUCCUCAACACCGUGUUCAUGGCCAUGGAACAUUACCCGAUGACCGAGGAGUUCGAGGAGGUUCUGACUGUCGGGAAUCUGGUUUUCACAGGGAUCUUCACGGCUGAAAUGGUCCUGAAGCUUCUGGCCAUGGACCCGUAUAACUACUUCCAGGUGGGCUGGAACAUCUUCGACAGCAUCAUCGUCACCAUGAGUCUGGUGGAGCUGGGAUUGGCCGACGUCCAGGGUCUGUCUGUGCUGCGCUCCUUCCGAUUGAUGCGAGUGUUUAAGCUGGCCAAGUCGUGGCCGACCCUCAACAUGCUGAUAAAGAUCAUCGGGAACUCGGUGGGAGCUCUGGGGAACCUGACUCUGGUCCUCGCCAUCAUCGUCUUCAUCUUCGCCGUGGUGGGCAUGCAGCUGUUCGGGAAGAACUACAAAGACUGCGUGUGUCGCAUCUCGUCGGACUGCGAGCUUCCUCGCUGGCACAUGAACGACUUCUUCCACGCCUUCCUCAUCAUCUUCAGGGUCCUGUGCGGCGAGUGGAUCGAGAACAUGUGGGACUGCAUGGAGGUUUCUGGACCGGCCAUGUGUCUGAUCGUCUUCAUGAUGGUGAUGGUGAUCGGGAACCUGGUGGUCCUGAACCUGUUCCUGGCGCUGCUCCUCAGCUCCUUCAGCGGUGAUAACUUGGCGGCUCCAGAGGAAGAUGGAGAAAACAACCUCCAGAUCGCCAUAAACCGGAUCAACCGGGGCUUGGCCUGGACCAGAUCCUGGAUCCUGCAGCAGAUCUGGACCCUGCUGGGGAAGAAGACCAGCCUGGACCUGGAGAACAAGGAGGUCAAAUCUGACGAAGACACCAAGUGUCAGGAGGUUUUGGUUCUGAGUGUCGUUGCCUCGGACCAGCCGACACCCACCGGUUACUACGGCAACAACGGCCAGAACAUCCCGUCCCUGAAGGUUCCCAUCGCCGAGGCCGAGUCCGACUGUGAGACGGAGGAGAACGAAGACGAGGAAGUGGAGGACGAUGAAGAAGAGCAGCUCUCUCAGGGUGACGAGUCGUCGGUUUGCAGCACCAUUCAGAAGCUUCCUUCGGUCCACGAGGAGGAAGACGAGGAUGAAAACGACCCCAACACGCCUGAGAACUGCUUCAGUGACAAGUGCUACCGUCGUUGUCCUCGGCUGGACGUGGACACAUCUGAGGGACGAGGGAAGAUCUGGUUCAACGUGAGGAAAACCUGCUUCACCAUCGUAGAACACAAUUACUUUGAGACGUUCAUCAUCUUCAUGAUCCUGCUGAGCAGCGGAGCGCUGGCCUUCGAGGACAUCUACAUGGAGCAGCGGCCGGUCAUAAAGAUCAUCCUGGAAUACGCGGACCAGGUUUUCACCUACGUGUUCGUGGUGGAGAUGCUUCUGAAAUGGACGGCCUACGGGUUCCAGACGUACUUCACCAACGCCUGGUGCUGGCUGGACUUCCUCAUCGUUGACGUGUCUCUGGUCUCCUUGACUGCCAACAUCCUGGGAUACUCAGAACUGGGAGCCAUCAAGUCUCUGAGGACGCUGAGGGCCCUGAGGCCCCUGAGGGCCCUGUCCCGGUUCGAGGGCAUGAGGGUCGUAGUCAACGCCCUGGUCGGCGCUAUCCCCUCCAUCUUCAACGUGCUGCUGGUGUGUCUGAUCUUCUGGCUGAUCUUCAGCAUCAUGGGGGUGAACCUGUUCGCCGGGAAGUUUUACUACUGUUUCAACGAGACGUCGGAGGAGUAUUUCUCCCCCGAGGACGUCAACAACAAGACGCAGUGCCUGGAACUGAUGGAGUAUAACUUCACCGAGGUUCGCUGGAAGAACGUGAAGGUGAACUUCGACAACGUGGGGAUGGGAUAUCUGUCGCUGCUGCAAGUGGCCACAUUUAAAGGGUGGAUGGAGAUCAUGUAUGCAGCGGUGGACUCCAGAGAGGUGGAGUCCCAGCCCGAGUACGAGGCUAACCUCUACAUGUACCUGUACUUCGUCUGCUUCAUCAUCUUCGGCUCGUUCUUCACCCUCAACCUCUUCAUCGGAGUCAUCAUCGACAACUUCAACCAGCAGAAAGCCAAGCAGGGAGGAACUGACUUGUUUAUGACGGAAGAGCAGAAGAAAUAUUACAACGCCAUGAAAAAACUGGGAUCCAAGAAACCUCAGAAACCUGUUCCCCGACCCAAGAACAAGUUCCAGGGUCUGGUGUUCGACCUGGUGGGUAAACAGUUCUUCGACAUCUUCAUCAUGGUGCUGAUCUGCCUGAACAUGGUGACGAUGAUGGUGGAGACGGACGACCAGAGCCCGGAGAAGGAGUACAUCCUGUACUGGAUCAACCUGGUCUUCAUCGUCAUCUUCACGUGCGAGUGUUCGCUGAAGCUGCUGGCGCUGCGACACCACUACUUCUCCGUGGGCUGGAACAUCUUCGACUUCGUGGUGGUGAUCCUGUCCAUCGUAGGGCUUCUCCUGGCCGACAUCAUAGAGAAAUACUUUGUUUCUCCGACUCUGUUCCGCGUGAUCCGACUGGCUCGUAUCGGCCGGGUCCUGCGUCUGAUUCGCGGAGCUAAAGGGAUCCGGACGCUGCUGUUCGCCCUGAUGAUGUCACUUCCUGCCCUGUUCAACAUCGGCCUGCUGCUUUUCCUCAUCAUGUUCAUCUUCUCCAUCUUCGGCAUGUCCAACUUCGCCUACGUGAAGAAAGAGUCGAUUAUCGACGACAUUUUCAACUUCCAGAGCUUCGGAAACAGCAUGAUCUGCCUGUUCAUGAUCACCACGUCGGCCGGCUGGGACGGCCUGCUGAGCCCCAUCAUGAACACGCCCCCCGACUGUGACCCCGACAUCGAGAACCCUGGAUCACAGGUGCGAGGGAACUGCGGCAGCCCCGGCGUCGGCAUCGUCUUCUUCUCGUCCUACAUCAUCAUGUCGUUCCUGGUCGUGGUCAACAUGUACAUCGCCAUCAUCCUGGAGAACUUCAACGUGGCCACGGAGGAGAGCGGCGACCCGCUGUGUGAGGACGACUUUGAGAUGUUCUACGAGACGUGGGAGAAGUUCGACCCCGACGCCUCGCAGUUCAUCAAGUACAGCGAGCUCUCCGACUUCUGCGACACCCUCCAGGACCCGUUGAAGAUUCCCAAACCCAACACCUUCAAGCUGAUCCACAUGGACCUUCCUCUGGUUCCAGGAGACAAGAUCCACUGCCUGGACAUCCUGCUGGCCCUCACCGCAGAAGUCUUGGGUGAUUCCGGAGCAAUGGACACACUAAAGGCUAGCAUGGAGGAGAAAUUCAUGGCCAACAACCCCUCAAAGGUGUCGUACGAGCCGAUCAGCAGCACCUUGAGGAGGAAGCAGGAGGAGUUAGCCGCUUCGGUGAUCCAGAGAUCCUACAGGAAACAUCUCCUGCAGAGAACCAUCCGCCUGGCCUCCUACACCUUCAGGGAGAAGAAGAACCGGGAUCUGGGGAAGAAUAACGCUCCUCAAAACCAGCUAACUCCUCCGGAGACCGAGGGACUGCUCUGUGAGAGGAUGAAUCAGCUGUACGGAGGUCCAGGUGGUUCACAGGAACCUCCUCGUGGUCCAGAAGGUCCACAGGAACCUCCUCGUGGUCCAGAAGGUCCACAGGAACCUCCUCGCUUCAAGGUGCAGCUGGAGAGCGACUUCCUCCUCCACGCUGCUCCUCCUCAUCACCAACCAAACCUUCAACAGGACGAGAACCUCAGGGAGUCGACCGUCUGACGACCAGAGGAAUCUCCUCCUCCAACAACGGAGGAAUCUCCUCCUCCAACAACGGAGGAAUCUCCUCCAACAACGGAGGAAUCUCCUCCUCCAACAACGGAGGAAUCUCCUCCAACAACAACGGAGGAAUCUCCUCCAACAACGGAGGAGGAAUCCUCCCCCAACAGCUUCCUGUAGCAGAACGAGCAGAAAAAUUAAUUAAUGCUCAAAAACGAGCAGCAGGACUUUCCAGUUUAACAUCUAAACCUGUUUAUUAGUGCCACGGCUGCAGCAAGAGGCACUAAUGUUAUUCUGCGGGUUUAUUAUUCAACUUAUUCAUUUUCCGGACAGAUUUCGGUUCGCUACUCCUCCUACAGCUUUGAGAAAACGCGAAAAGUAAAAACGUAGAAACGUGCGCCUUAAGCACGAAUCGUGUGCUAUGACUUUUAUAAGCGAUUGGCGUGCACGUUUUUGCGCAACGUGCACAAACGUGCGCUUUUAGCGCCAUCCGGAAUGCAUUGGGAGAACUUUGGGGCCUCACCACUCGCACACCGUUACUCGAAAAAUUAUGAACCAAUUGAGAAAGUUGUAGGCCCUGAAUUUAACUACAGUCCUGUGGAUUUUCAGAGCGAUGGCACAAAUAGUUUUUGCACGAAGUGCAAAAAACAUUUCCAAAUUUCCAAACUAAUGGGGAACUCAUUUCCCCAUGUAUUCCUAUGGCGCCAUUCAAAGCGAAUGGGAGAAAAAAGACAAAAUUCACCUUUUUUCUGAGUCACGUAUCUUUCUCAUACUCACACGUACAACUGUCAUUCAAACUUCAAAACGGAGGAAAACUUCUCUUCUCUCUCCAAACCUGAAACUGUUUUUUCCUAAAUUGUACACUUUUCAAAAUAUGAGCGCUCAAGCGAGGACUGGAAAUCACUUUUUUGUCAAAUCUAGAGUGCUGUUCUAAUUGUUUAGAGUGAGCGAAACCUUCAAAAAAUGACCAUAAUUUUUAUUUGUAACUCGAGCUCACGGCCAAACCGUUAAAGCUGGACAAAUAAUUUUUGGUCAAAAUGUAGACAUAAGUGUUGGGAUUCAGAUAAUGUGACUUUGACAGGCGGGGUAUGCACAAAAUUUAAACGGCUAUGGCUAAAGCGGCGACAAUUCCUGCCUCUGUCUCCAUUGACUGCAAUGUAAUAAAAAGUUUUCUUCAAAAAAAUCUCAUUUUUGUAUUCGAACUGCCGUUACUAACACAUUUUAAGGAAUAUCUGAAUAAAAUUAAGAUUGUCAGAAUCUGCCGGGUUCUGUCUCUCUCACGAUGUCUUUGUUUUUCUGCUAGGAGCUAUAGUUUUCUCACAAAUCAGAGUUAUUUGAGGAAAGCUGGGGUUUUCUCACAGUCAGUCCGGAACCUUCCUCAUUUCGAGGUUGUUGUUGCCGGGGCAACCAGAGCUCAGCUGUUGACUGAUUAGGCUGACCCAGAACUGGUCACAUGACCCAGUCAGUACAGACUUCAUAUACUUUAACCUGGAAAAUGGAGAAAUCUGAACCCUGACCUU
Molecule: messenger RNA, 6939 nt
Organism: Cololabis saira (Pacific saury)
Lineage: Eukaryota; Metazoa; Chordata; Actinopteri; Beloniformes; Belonidae
Product: sodium channel protein type 4 subunit alpha B-like
Exons: 32
Coding region: 137-5422 (1761 amino acids)
Biological process (GO): neuronal action potential; sodium ion transmembrane transport; membrane depolarization during action potential
Cellular component (GO): voltage-gated sodium channel complex; axon; plasma membrane
Molecular function (GO): calcium ion binding; voltage-gated sodium channel activity
Source: RefSeq, a predicted model, not a curated record